Messenger RNA from Chiloscyllium plagiosum (whitespotted bambooshark), 6849 nucleotides. The record is from RefSeq and is a predicted model, not a curated record. Lineage: Eukaryota; Metazoa; Chordata; Chondrichthyes; Orectolobiformes; Hemiscylliidae.
GCUGCUGCCUGGCGAGGGGCCGCUCUGAUUGGCCGGGAGCCGUGUCAAUCAGCAAGAACCGCGCAAGCCGAGGCGAAAGCGAAAGGAGCUGGGAUUGUGGAGUGGACGGGCUUGAUGUUGUGGCCUUUCUUUUUAAAAGAAACACACCUUUUUUGCAAGUCACUGACAGGAGGGAAGAUUUGAUUUUGUGCUGAAGAUUAUUUGCAGAGCAUGCUGUUCUGGCGCAACUGGUCUAGUUCCCAGUAUUUGGGUGGACGAUCUGCAUCUCAGUUUUCGGAUGGCAGCUUUCUUUUUGCUCCAGAUCCUGAAGAAUCAUUAUCUCAGAUGAUAAACCGCACGUUAACAGAUGACACUGCGUCACCAGAUGAAGAUCUGGAUUCUGUUUUAUUUGGAAACCUACGUGGGAAUGUGGUUGGGAUGCGUUAUUAUACAGGAGUGGUGAGCAACAAUGAAAUGGUUGCCCUUCAGCGAGAACCAAACAACCCAUACGACAGAAAUGCAGUCCAAGUAAAUAAUGUGAAUGGUAUUCAGGUGGGACAUAUCAAACGGGAACUGGCAGCUCCUCUGGCCUUUAUCCUGGAUAACAGACUUGCCAGAGUUGAAGGCAGGGUGGUUCCUUACGGUGCCAACAACGUGUUCACCAUGCCAGUGCAACUUUCGUUCUGGGGUAGAGAAGAAAACCGUGACACUGUUCUGGAAAGGUUAAAGAGACACGGGUUUAAACUGGCACCUCCCACAAAAGGUUCUCUUUUAGGUGGUGGGAUUGCUGAGGCAUGGUCUGGAAUGGGAUCAGCAAGACCGGGUCCCAGUUACAAAGCUCCUGUGCACACUGCUGUGCAGAUGACAGUGGAACAGCUCAAGAAUGAAUUUGACAAAAUAUUUGAAGAUCUGAAAGAACAUGACAAGACUCGGGAAAUGGAACCAGCUAAGGCUGUUUGCACUCCCUUGCUCCCUCACCAGAAGCAGGCCCUGGCUUGGAUGGUACUGCGAGAGAAUAAUGCAGACCUACCUCCGUUCUGGGAGCAGAGGAACGGCAUGUAUUAUAACCUGCUGACAAAUUUCGCAGAGAAGGAGAGACCCGAAAAUGUUCGUGGAGGAAUCCUGGCUGACGACAUGGGCUUGGGAAAGACCCUGUCGACUAUUGCUGUAAUCCUUACAAAUUUUCACCAGGGAAAACCACUCCCCACGGAAAAGUUCACACCGGGGCCAGUGAUGGAAGAGGAACCAUCUGGCUUUGCUGAUGCUUUGGGGAAAUCUUCUGCACGUAAAGCUAACGAGGAACUAUCCAAUACUUUCAAAAUGCAAACAGGUGCUGACAACAGGAACAAGGCCACUGUAAUCGAUACCACAGGAAGCAUUACUUCGUCAGGAUCCAAACCCCACACAUCUUCAUAUCCCAAAAGGAAAAAAACAGAAAACGUUAAAUACACGUACAGCAGCGAUUCGGAAAAGGAUGAAGAAUGUAUCUCCACAAAAAAGAAAGUGAAAACGCAACAGAAAAGUGCAACGGGUAAACGAACGGAAUGGAACGCCACAAGUAGCGGGAGAAAAGGCACUGCAGAGAGCAAGUCGCAGUCUAGUUGUGGCCUAAUGGAGGAUAUUGAUUUUGCAGCUGCUCUUGGCGGUGCUUCCAGUUCCACUUUAAAAAAGAUCAAGAAAGGUUGUCCAAGCUCACAGCCCAGCACUAAUACAGCGGCUAAUGCAAAGGCGAGAUCGACCCUGAUAGUUUGUCCUCUCUCUGUGCUCAGUAACUGGAUUGAUCAGUUUGAGCGACAUUUAUGUCCCGAUGUGAAAUUGAAUAUGUAUCUUUAUUACGGCUCUGAGAGAAAUAAGACUGCAUCAUUCCUCGCUGAGCAGGAUAUUGUACUGACCACCUACAAUACGUUAACAGUCGAUUAUGGGAGUGGGAGUGCCAGCCCCCUGCACAAAGUGAAGUGGCUCCGUGUGGUAUUGGAUGAGGGCCACACCAUACGGAAUCCAAAUGCCCAGCAGACCAAAGCUGCACUCACACUAACUGCUGAGAGACGAUGGGUACUAACAGGCACGCCGAUUCAAAACUCCUUGAAGGAUCUUUGGUCCAUCCUUUCGUUUCUGAAGUUGAAACCAUUUACAGACCGACAGUGGUGGCACCGGACUAUCCAACGGCCUGUAACCAUGGGGGAUCAGCAUGGUCUCAAACGGCUGCAAGCAUUAAUAAAAAACAUUACCUUGCGAAGAACCAAAGCCAGUAAGGUAAAUGGCAAACCUGUAAUCGAGCUCCCAGAGCGUACGGUUUUUGUGCAGCAUAUAACCCUAACCGAUGAAGAGAACCAAAUCUACGAGUCAGUAAAGAACGAAGGCCGGGCCAUCAUCGGCAGAUAUUUCAGUGAAGGAUCCGUUUUCACACAUUAUGCAGAUGUCCUCGCUAUCCUCGUCUGGCUGAGGCAGCUGUGUUGUCAUCCGCGUCUGUUUGCAAAUUCUUCAGCUGUAAUGGGUUCCUCAGACAAUGCCACUCCUGACGAACUGCGGGAGAAACUGCUGAAGAAAAUGAAACUGGUUUUGAGUUGUGGCUCUGAUGAAGAGUGUGCCAUUUGCCUGGAAUCACUAACCUUUCCUGUGAUUACCCACUGUGCCCAUGUUUACUGCAGACCGUGUAUCUGUCAGGUCAUUCAGAGCGAGCAGCCCACUGCCAGAUGCCCCUUGUGCAGGGCAGAGAUCCGAGUGGAACAGCUGGUGGAAUGUCCCCCUGAAGAGGCAGACGUUGCGGCACCUGAUAAAUCCCAGCAGAUCUGGGUCUCCAGUUCAAAGGUCGAUGCCCUGAUGCAUUCCUUGAUCGAGCUUCGAAAGCAGGAUCCCACCGUCAAGAGUUUAGUAGUGUCUCAGUUCACAGCUUUUCUAACUCUUAUAGAAACACCACUCCGACAAGAAGGCUUUGCAUUUACGCGCCUGGAUGGCUCAAUGCCCCAGAAACGGCGGAUAAAUGCCAUUGAGUCCUUCCAGAGCAGUGAGCCAGGCUCUCCGACUGUCAUGCUGCUGUCGCUGAAAGCUGGUGGAGUUGGUUUGAAUUUGACGGCAGCGUCUCGUGUAUUCCUCAUGGACCCUGCCUGGAAUCCUGCUGCUGAGGAUCAAUGCUUUGACAGAUGCCACAGACUGGGCCAGACCAGGGAUGUUGUAAUCACCAAGUUCAUCGUGAAAAACUCCGUGGAGGAAAAUAUGAUCAAGAUUCAGAACAAGAAACGAGAACUUGCAGCAGGGGCUUUUGGAACGAAGAGACAGCGCGAGAUAAAACAAAGCCGAAUUGAAGAGAUUAAGAUUCUGAUUGACAUGUAACGCUGUUUUAUGGCAUCGUGUCUGCUUUUAUUUUUCCUUUCUAGCCCUCCCAGACAUUUGAGCUUAUUGAAAUUUUCAAACUUUUGAGUACUGUAUUGGGACAGAAAAAUGGGAAGUAAUUUGUAAACCAAAUACAAAUUUAUAUGAGAUGGUAACUUUUAAUGCGAAGUGUUUGUUGAAUUCUGAAUCAAAUGUAGAAAACCAAUUGUUCCGUCUGAUAUAGUGUAGAAACUGUUGCAGCUGAAGUGCAUCACUCAGAUGAAAGAUUGAGACUUAGCUCAGUGUGCCUGUUUCAGUUGUCAGGUGGACAUUUAAUAGCCCCAUGGUAAUACUUAGAACCAGAGUGUUCUGCCAGUCUUCUGACUAAUGUUUCUCCCUCAACCUACACCAACUAAAUCAGAUUUGCUGGUAUCUCGUCUUAUCAUUAUUUGUGACGUGUUUGUGUGAGCCUUGUGUGCUUGCCUGAGUAAUCAUUUAUUGUAUUCCAGAAUUCACUAUGUGAAAGGGAUUGAGAUAUUUUACAGAUGUGGUGGAAUGCUUCGUAAAGGCAAGGUUUGUUUUUUUUAAAAAAAAAAGCUUGUCCCUGCUCUGUUAUUCAGCUAAGGACCUUCUAAACUUGACGUUACUUGUCCAACUUCAUUACACCUCCCUUUUUAAGAAGAAUAGAAACUUCAGUAAAGUCCUGCUGGUUUACAUUCUUCAAAACCCUCGCAAAUGGUGAUUCUUACAAAUGAUGAAUGUGGCAGACGGGAUGGGUGCUAUGCAGGGGGAGCCCAAUUUACAAAUGCUCACACUUCCAAGCUCGAUCCCGCACAGGGCUGUAAUUGUAAAGAACUGACGUAUGGCCGUUGCCAGUAUGUAUGAAUAGCUAUUUUAGUUUGUUCUGAGCUAUCUUCCAACUUCUAUAAAACUCUACUCGCAAACUGCACCCGUUUGCAAUGCAGGGUCUCCCCGUAUGAAAGACUUUUGGAUCUGGGGCAGUUUUGAGGAUAACCAGUUUUCCACCAGAAGGUGGUGAAUAUCUGGAACUGACUUUGUGAAAGGCUGGUAGGGACAGGAACCUUCAGACCGUUGGCAGAGAGGUGGUGAUUUAAUGUGAGGGUCACCCAGCCUCAAGUGAGAGGUGAGGUUGAGAGGGACAAACCUUGGGGCAGCACAAUGGCUCAGUACUCUUGCCUCUCAGCACCAGGCACCUGGGUUCGGUCCCAGCCUUGGGUGCCUGUGUGUACAGAGCUUACAUGUUCUCCCUGUGUCUGUCUGGGUUUCCCCUCAUAGUCCAAAGGUGUGCAGGUUAGGUAGAUUGGCCAUGCUAAAUUGUCUAUGGAGUCCAGGGAUGUACAUGCUAAGUAGAUUAGCCUUGGGAAUGCAGGAUUACAGAGAUAGGGUAGGAGAUGUGGGUCUUGGUGAGAUGGUCUUUGGAUGGUUGGUAGAUACUCGAUUGACCGCAUGGUCUCUUGCUGUACUAUAGGCAUUCUAUGGUGCAGGAAUUGAACCCUUGCUGUUGGAGUAAUUAUAUUGCAAGCCAGCUGUCCGGCCAACUGAGCUAACCAGUCCCCCUCUGGCCCUUGUGAUGGGAAAUCAAGUCUGGCUUUCCCAUUGAAAAUACCACUAUGGUGCUUUCUGAUAUAGGUUUAAGAAUGAGUCUAGCCAUUGAAACCUAUAAAUUCAUGUCUCUGUAUUAUCUCUCUCCCUCUAUCACCAUCAGGCUAGAUCACUGGCGCUGGUUCAGUGAGGGCUCGUAAGUGUAGACAAAAGUAUUUGCAACCUUCUUUACGAGAGGGUAUCAGAAAUGCGGAGUGGAUGAUCCUUCUUGACCUCCUCCUGAGCUCCCAACCAUCACCAAUGCCCAUCGUUGUGCAAUUUGAACCACUCCACACACUAUCAGCAAGUGACUAUGUACACGACAUGACCCCAGUAGCAGCUCAGUUAAAUUGUUGGAGACCUGACUCCCCCGAACCAGCAGUGCCUCCAGCCAGCCUGAAACCAAACUGGCACAAUCCAGCAACUCAAAUAGGCCACUACCACCCCUCACUGAUCUGGCUAGUCAAACAGACAAUUGGUUACAGGUAGUGCAGUGACAAUGGCUCACAUGGUGACCUCCGUCCUGUCAACUGCCCCGACAAAGGGCCAACAGCAACACGUUUGCCUUGCAUGCUCUCCACUUAUCCAGAUCAACACUCCAGCCUCAAACUAUCCAGCACAAAAUAAUCCACCUGCUCAAAUGGGAGGGGAAUAGGGAGAUGGUUAAACUUGGGGCUAACAAAGUGCAAGGUGAAGGCUUCAGUAGCAGAUGGGUUGCAGGAUGUGAGGAGAGGAAUGAUGUGGUGUAUUUUCUGAUUUGGAUGAUCAAACUAGCUCCUAUCCGAAAGCCCCUUUUUCUCAUUGUGCAAAGGCUUCUAGUGGUUUAUGUAUGUACAAGGGUGCUUCUCAGUACAUUCCAUCUGAACUUGUUCACUAUGUGUGUGAGAACUGUGGCCUAUUAUUUUACCCUCCUCCAGAUGCAUGGAGAGCAAUGGUAGCCUGUCUCAAAUAUGCAAAUACAUCACAGACUAGAAAUUUUCCCAGAGUCCUGUAGAUCUGCUGAGGUCACUGCAGCCUUGAUGAGAGGUAGGACAAGUAACAGAGAGAUGGUCUUGUUUUCACAGUAAGUACAGUCUGUACACCCCUCAUUAUGAUUAAGUUCCACUGCUCAGAACAUUAAAGCAGAAACAUUUUGUUUCAAUUUGUCAUAAUUUGAACACUUCUGUUUAAAUUAAAAUGUCACAUCAGAAUGGUAAGAAUGAAGCAUAUUUUGAUAGUGGAUACAGUUUCACUCUUUAAAAGUUGGAAUUCAGCACAUUCUGUUAAUUCUCCAGUAUGGCUGCUCACUGCAGGCAACUGCAAAGGUGUCUGUGCAGGCUGCAGUGAAUUCAGAAUCAGCAACUGUGUGUUACAUGGAGGUUACUCUCAGGUGUUCCUGAACAUGAAGCCUAGUUUAUAUUAGUAACACGGGGCCAGUUCCUCACUUCCAGUAGAGGAGAUGAAUCAGCCUGCAAGGAAUGUCACGUGAAGAAGGAUUCUACAUACACAACAACUGCUCAUAAAUCUUCAUUAUGGCUAACCCUCUAACAUAGUGUGAAUGUGCUGGCCACCUGUCAUGUCAAAUAAAACUCUGUGCUCAUGUUUGUAGCUUCCCACAGGCCGGUUAGAUUGGUUACAGUGACAGAAAGUGGAAGAUUCAAUUCCUCCGCUCGCAACUGGGUGCCAUUUGAUAAGUUAGGGCUGCUGAGGACUGUUGGGAAGAGAGAAAAAAAUCAUUUAAUAGACCUUGAAGAUCUUGGAGCAUCUUAAAAAUGCAAAAGGCACUGUUAUUGUGACUUCUUAAUCUCUUCAUUUUUCUAAUUUAUUACUGUGAUUUUGUACUUUUGAAGGUCUGUAAUAUUGGACUUUUUAUUUCUUUAUUUUCUGUUUUUUUUCUAAUGUGUACUCUAGGAUAUGUACCUUUUGUGCCUAAGAUGGUGCUGUAAAUGGUGACUUGUAAACUCCACUGUACUCAUGUGA